UCCAUCUGCAUUACAGCGAGGAAAAUACCACCAGAUGGCGGUUUAGGAUUGCUGCUCUUCUCAAAGGCGCGGUUCUGCUCGCAUAGCCAAUUUUCAAUAUUAAAAUCCUUUCGGUCUAAAUAAUAAUAUCUAGCGAAUAAUUCGGGAGAUUGUAAUUUUGUCAGCGAUGGUUGGUGAAGGGGCUGGUGUGUUGUGAGUGAGCUGGUUGUGUCUGCAGUGUUGAGUACAUCUGUUCCAGAACUCCUGCCAUCCUGCCCAGCUGACUUCCACCCUACUCUUGUGGACGGCACACACACACCCCCCACCCACACACACACACCCUACAGCAGUCAGGAUGAUCACCUCAGAGCUUCCUGUUCUGCAGGACUCGUCUAAUGAGUCAGGAGCUACAGACGCCGUCAGUCUCAGUAUGAGUGUGAGUGAGAUCGAGGACCCCGCAGAGGCCAAGGGCAAGAAGAGGAGAGGAAGGCCGGUCAAACCUGCAACGGCCAAUAAGAAGCCCCGUAAAUCGCCGUCGGAAAAAGGUGUGGGAGGGGCGAGAGGGCGGAAGGCCAAUGGCGUGGCCCAGCACAAUGGAGAAGGCGGAGACCCUGUCACACUGUUCGAGGUCGUCAAGCUGGGGAAGAGCGCCAUGCAGUCUGUGGUGGACGACUGGAUAGAGUCCUACAAGCAGGACAGAGACAUUGCUCUUCUGGACCUAAUCAACUUCUUCAUCCAGUGCUCUGGGUGCAAAGGAACCGUGAGGAUCGAGAUGUUCCGGAACAUGCAGAACGCUGAGAUCAUCCGCAAGAUGACGGAGGAAUUCGAUGAGGACAGUGGUGACUACCCCCUCACCAUGCCUGGACCCCUGUGGAAGAAGUUCAGGUACAACUUCUGCGAGUUCAUCGGCGUGCUCAUCCGCCAGUGCCAGUACAGCAUCAUCUACGACGAGUACAUGAUGGACACUGUCAUCUCCCUGCUCACUGGACUCUCAGAUUCGCAGGUCCGAGCCUUCAGACACACCAGCACCCUCGCAGCCAUGAAGCUGAUGACGGCACUGGUAAACGUGGCGUUGAACCUGAGCAUCCACCAGGACAACACCCAGAGGCAGUACGAGGCGGAGAGGAACAAGAUGGCUGGCAAACGGGCCAAUGACAAGCUGGAACUGCUGCUACAAAAGAGGAAGGAGCUCCAGGAGAACCAGGAUGAGAUAGAGAACAUGAUGAACUCCAUCUUCAAGGGAAUAUUUGUCCACCGUUACAGAGAUGCGAUAGCGGAGAUCCGGGCCAUCUGUAUUGAGGAGAUUGGAGUCUGGAUGAAGAUGUACAGCGAUGCCUUUCUCAACGACAGCUACCUGAAAUAUGUGGGCUGGACACUACAUGAUCGACAAGGCGAGGUGCGUCUCAAGUGUCUGAAGGCAUUGCAGAACCUGUACACCAACAGAGAGCUGUUCCCCAAGCUGGAGCUGUUCACCAACCGCUUUAAGGACCGCAUCGUGUCCAUGACCCUGGACAAGGAGUACGACGUGGCUGUGGAGGCUAUCCGCCUGGUCACCCUCAUCCUACAGGGCAGCGAGGACGCGCUGUCCAAUGAGGACUGCGAGAAUGUGUACCACUUGGUGUACUCUGCCCACCGGCCGGUUGCCGUGGCGGCGGGGGAGUUUCUGCACAGGAAACUGUUCAGCAGACAUGACCCCCAGGCAGAGGAGGCCUUGGCUAAGAGAAGAGGGAGGAGCAGUCCAAAUGGAAACCUCAUCCGCAUGUUGGUGCUCUUCUUCCUGGAGAGCGAGCUCCACGAGCAUGCGGCCUACCUAGUGGACUCCCUGUGGGAGAGCUCCCAGGAGCUGCUAAAGGACUGGGAGUGUAUGACCGAACUGCUGCUGGAGGAGGCUGUACAGGGGGAGGAGGUGUUGUCAGACAGACAGGAGAGCGCUCUCAUAGAGCUGAUGGUGUGUACCAUACGACAGGCCGCAGAAGCACAUCCCCCAGUAGGCAGGGGUACCGGAAAACGGGUCCUCACAGCGAAAGAGAGGAAGACACAGAUAGACGACAAGAACAAACUGACAGAGCACUUCAUCAUGGCCCUGCCCAUGCUGCUGUCCAAGUACCAGGCAGACUCUGAGAAGGUGGCCAACCUGCUGCAGAUCCCCCAAUUUUUUGACCUCGACGUCUACAGUGCUGGAAGGAUGGAGAAGCACCUGGACGCGCUGCUGAAGCAGAUCCGGCUGGUGGUGGAGAAGCACAUUGAGAUGGAGGUGCUGGAGGCGUGCAGUAAGACCUACAGCAUCCUGUGCUCGGAGGAGUACACCAUCAUGAACCGCGUGGACAUCGCCCGCUCACAGCUCAUCGACGAGAUGACCGACCGCUUCACACACUCCGUGGAAGACCUGCUGCAGGAGGGUGAGGAAGCAGAUGAAGACGACAUCUACAACGUUCUCUCAACCCUCAAGAGACUCACAGCCUUCCACAACGCCCACGACCUGACGCGGUGGGACCUGUUUGGGAACUGCUACCGGCUGCUGAAGGCGGGGAUCGAGCAGGGCUCCAUGCCGGAGCAGAUCGCCACCCAGGCCCUGCAGUGCUCCCACUACUCCAUCCUCUGGCAGCUGGUCAAGAUCACCGAGGGAGCACCCUCCAAGGAUGACCUUGUGGCUCUCAGGAGAGUGGUGAAGUCCUUCCUGGCCGUGUGUCAGCAGUGUCUGUCCAACGUCAACACUCCAGUCAAGGAGCAGGCAUUCAUGCUGCUGUGUGACCUGCUGAUGAUCUUCAGCCACCAGCUGGUGUCGGGGAGCAGGGAGGGGCUGCAGCCCCUGGUGUUCAACCCUGACGCCCCCCUCCAGAACGAGCUGCUGUCCUUUGUGCUGGACCACGUCUUCGUAGACCAGGACGAUGACAGCCAGAGCAUGGAGGGAGAUGAGGAGGACGAGGCCAAUAAGAUUGAGGCGCUCCAUAAGAGGAGGAACCUGCUGGCAGCCUUCAGCAAGCUCAUCAUCUACGACAUCGUGGACAUGCCCGCCGCGGCAGACAUCUUCAAACACUACAUGAAGUACUAUAACGACUAUGGAGAUAUCAUCAAGGAGACCUUAAGUAAGACCAGACAGACAGACAAGAUCCUGUGUGCCAAGACCCUCAUCCUCAGUCUGCAGCAGCUGUUUAAUGAGCUGCUGCAGGACCAGGGGCCCAACCUGGACCGGACUUCAUCCCACGUGAGCGGCAUCAAGGAGCUGGCACGGCGCUUCGCCCUCACCUUCGGCCUGGACCAGAUCAAGACCCGCGAGGCUGUGGCCACCCUGCACAAGGAUGGGAUUGAGUUUGCGUUUAAGUACCAGAACCCUCGAGGGGCUGAGUUGCCCCCUCCUAACCUGGCCUUCCUGGAGGUGCUCAGUGAGUUCUCCUCCAAGCUGCUGCGCCAGGACAAGAAGACUGUCCACUCGUACCUGGAGAAGUUCAUGUCGGAGUCCAUGUCGGAGCGCAGGGAGGAUGUGUGGCUGCCCCUCAUCUCCUACCGGAACAGUCUGCUGACAGGGGGGGACGAGGACCGCCUGUCCGUCACCUCCGGGACCAGCAGCAAGACCAGCUCCAUCCGCAGCAAGAAGGGACGGCCGCCGCUGCACAAGAAACGCAUCGACGAGGAGAGUGUGGAGGGCUCGUGGAUGAUGCGUAACGACACCUUCCAGACACCGGGGGCGCUGCAGACGCCCCAGCUCACCUCCACCGUGCUCCGAGAGAACAGACCCACGGAACACAUCCCCGACCCCGACUCGGAACCUGGCUCCGAGAACGACUACGUACACAAUCCUCAGAUGCAGAUGUCUUGGCUGGGCCAGCAGAAGAUGGAGGAGGUUGGCCGGAAAGACCGGUCCAACAUCAACUACAUGAAGGCACGCAGCAAUCAGGGCGUCAGGCAGACUGUACGUGGGCUAAUGGAGGAUGACGCAGAGCCUAUCUUCGAGGAUGUGAUGAUGUCAUCGCGAGGUCAGCUGGAAGACAUGAAUGAGGAGUUCGAGGACACUAUGGUCAUUGAUCUGCCACCAUCAAGAAACAGACGUGAGAGGGCGGAAUUAAGACCAGACUUCUUUGACUCUGCAGCAAUGAUUGAGGACGAGUCGGGAUUCACCAUGCCCAUGUUCUGAUCUGGGAGACACAGCCUUCCUGAGGAACAAGAUGACCGGAAUCACCUGUCAAUCAUACUGUCAAAAACAAAACAAAAACCCCUUCUCUCUCUCUUGGUUGGACACCUGGUGGGUUUGAAGUGGAUCAGGGAUCUGUUGGGAUCCACCUCGUGGACGUCAGGGAUCCGGUCUCUACAGAGCAGCCAGAGGAUCACUCCCAACCCUCAGAAUGUCAUAACAGGUCAUAGUGAAUAUUGUCCCCAUAGGAAGUCUCACUCACCAUGCCGCUAACCUUAGCACAGUUAGCGUUAGCUCUGGUAGCCUUGUGGCUAAUCUGGCUCUGGGCUGACGCUGUGGGACUUGAGGCCUGGUGUGUCUGCCUGGCUGGUACCCCGUCACACAGAUGUGAGGUAGUUUUGGUUCCACCACCCCAGUGCCAACACCCUGUACAGUCCCUGUCAGUGUGGCACCUGUCGGUUUCAUUUAACCUGAAGAGAAUCUAGAUAUUAACUGUUCUAAAUCUCUACUCUUUUAUUUAGCCACUCACUCCCCCCCCCCCCUCUCCAUCUUUUUCCUUGUCUGUAAUGAUUGUGUACUGUAUCGAUGGUAACACACACGCACACACAAACAGCUGUGAAUGGUUGACGAAGGACUUUGAAUAAGUGGAGAAAUGUGUAUGUUUUUGUGUUGUGGGUGUGGGCCUGAGAGAGGAGAGUGUUGUGGUUUGAUAGCAGUUUGACAGACAGCCUUUGUGUCCCUCAUCCCCCUCCCUCACAUCCCCCCUCGACCUUACCCCCAUCUCAGACUCUUCCCACAUCCAAGCUCAAGACACUCGCCACAGAAUCACGGCUUUUUAAACAUAAGAGUAAAAAAAUAAAACAAAAAAGUAUUUUGAAUUCUGUAGCUUUAGUACAAAGUUUUAAAUCAAGUGACUUUUGUUGUUUUUUUGUCUGAUGUUUGUACAGCUCUUUCUGAAUAUAUAUCUUGUUCGUUGCCAAAUUGUGGCCUACAUGCUUAUAUCUUGUCCCAACAACUUAUAUCUGAUUGGUUGAAUCCAAGGUGUGGCUAUGAAGGUUAGCGGGUUUAUCGUCCAAGUCUAGUUGUGGAAUUUUUAUGGCUGCGCCUUAGUGUAACUAGGAGCUGAUUAGUCCACCGCCUUUGGCUCCAUCGGAUAGACCAAUCAUGUCGAUCUAAUGGUUGUUUUUAUCAUGGAUACCUGUCAGCCCUGUGCUCCUAAUGGUAGGUUUGGCUGUCCUGUAAAUAUCAAAGACGACUGUCUCUUUCUUGUAGUGUCAACGACAUCACUUGCCCUUAAAUGCUUUUUUUCUGUGAACUUAAUGAAAUUCUUUUUAAGAAAAUAAAAUCAGUAAUCAAUU
Hypomesus transpacificus is the source of this 5466-nucleotide messenger RNA. RefSeq names its product stromal antigen 1a (gene stag1a). NCBI's taxonomy places the organism in Eukaryota, Metazoa, Chordata, Actinopteri, Osmeriformes, Osmeridae. Bases 335 to 4111 code for a protein of 1258 amino acids. Gene Ontology annotation, cellular component: nucleus; chromatin; cohesin complex. The transcript has 32 exons. Gene Ontology annotation, biological process: sister chromatid cohesion. The record is from RefSeq and is a predicted model, not a curated record. Gene Ontology annotation, molecular function: chromatin binding.